AUGCGCGACAGCGAGUGCACGGCGAUGGCGGCACAUAAGUAUGAUAAUACCCAAAUUGAGCGGGCCAGGGAGCUUCUGCGCAUCAGGGGCAACGCCGCUGAGUUGCCGCCGCAAGAAAAGACCAGGCGCAGGCGCAGAUUGCAGUCGUUCAUGGCUGCGAAGCUUCUUCACAACAUGCGCCUCGUGAGCGUCGGCGAAGGCGUCAGGGCGGUCAAGAUCACAUUGGAACAGUACCACGAGAUGAAGGACUGCUACGAUUGGAAGAGCCAUCACUCGUGCUCCGACCAGGGCCCCGACAUGGAGUGCCUGAAGUGUUUCUUGAAGAGCUCGGAGGGCCUGUUCAAUGUGGACGACGACGAUGAUUUGGCACGCGGCAUCGACAACGAUUUCAGAAUGGCGGACAGGAGGUGCGGCCUGUGGGCGUUCAGGAUGUUCAGAGAGUUCGAGGACAUCGCGACGGAGGUGAAGACGUUCGUCAACCCUCACACGUGCCCGAUCUUCUGCGAGGCGGCGCCUGCCAUUCUCGAGGUGGCUGGCAGGAAGGACGAACCCGCCAUGUGGUUUGGCGGCCAUUGGUCCUCUCGCAUCGACCGCAUGCAAGUCGCGAUGCGCGCCGCCUGCUUCUCGCACGCGGCCAUGGUGCGCGAGCAGUCGAGCGCGAAGAAGCUCGGAGUCAAGAUGAAGGAGUUGCACAGCGAAGCGAACCAGCCUGGGGGCAACGACCAGGCCGCGAGCAUGAAGUCUGUGGCAGCCGAGCAGAAGCGCGUCAGGAUGGCCACUCGGGACAAAGUGGAUGUUGCAACCGCCAACUACAACAACACGAAGAACAAUAACAUCGACGGUGCGACGUUCGCCAUCCGCGACCCGUGGGCCAUUUGGCAUAUCCACAACCUCAAGGAUCUCACGCGCGUCACGGGCUGGGAGGUGGGCCAAGUUGUCAACGGCGAGUUCCUACAAGUUUUCUUGGAGUCCACGUCUGUGCCGUUCGCUGGCAAGGGGAUGAUGGCCCACUUCGGCUUCACUUUGGAUCAAAGCCACCUCGACGCGCGCGAAGUGACCGCACCCCACCCGCUUCUGAUGAUCGAGGGUGACCUGGCCGAGCUGAUCGGCACCUAUUCCCUUGUCUUGAACGCUGGUCGCUUCAAGAGGCUCUACAAGUUAAUGGGUUGGCUGGCCGAGGUCCUCGACCUCUUCAAGCAAGACUGCGAGAAUUGGGAGGCGCUCGGCAACGACGCAGUUGGCUUCAAG
This is a messenger RNA of Prorocentrum cordatum, 1248 nucleotides long. Lineage: Eukaryota; Dinophyceae; Prorocentrales; Prorocentraceae. The record is from the annotation of a GenBank genome assembly.